AUGAAGCUGGUCUUUGCAUUUGCUCUUCUUUUCUUCAUAAACUUCGCUGUUUCCCAAGGAUGUUCUGAUGGACAAUUCGCUUAUUAUUCAUCAUGUCUUCAAUUUAUGCGAACACCUUUAGAUUUUCAUACAGCAAAUUCAGUUUGUAGCGGAUUUAAUGGACAUCUAGUUUCAAUUCAUAAUGCAAUUGAUAAUCGAAACGUGGCAAGUCAGGCAAAACACUAUGUUGAUGGACCAUUUUGGGUUGGCGCUAGAUCAAUUGCAGCAGAUGUUAAUAAUCUAGCAAAUUGGUAUUGGACCGAUGGAACUAAAUUUAAUUAUCAGAAUUAUCAAGCUGGCCAACCAGUCUCCCAAGGAUCAACAUCUUGUAUGGAGGUUCUAUCAGCCACUGCAAAAUGGUUUACUGCAAAUUGUACUGCCACUCUUUUGCCAUAUUUUUGUGAAUUCCCUGCACCAAUUGAACCAACUUGUUCAACACCAAUUUGUGCGAGUCAUUGCCCAUCAGGUUAUACUUGGUUUUCAGAAACUGACUAUUGCUAUAAGGUUGGUAUUACACAAUUAAAAAAAAAUUAAAUAAUACUCAUGUCAGAACUAUGUUCAAUCAACAACUUUCGAUGUUGCUCGCAAAACUUGUAUAGCUGAUGGAGGUGAACUUGCAUCAAUUCACUCACAAGCUGAAAAUGAUUUCUUAGUCGGUAAGUUUUUUUUCCAAGCUUAUAUAUCGUGUUGAUAAUAUCAGUGAUAAUUUUUCAGAAUUCACAAAAUCUGGAAUCACUAACACAACUAGUAACGGGUGGAAUGAACAAGUUUAUAUUGGAUAUAUUUAUCAAAAUCAAAAAUGGCAGUGGACAGAUGGAACUUCAUCAAAUUUUGUGAAUUGGGCAGUUGGUGAACCAAAUAAAAUGGACUUUGAAUGGUGGACUACUGUGAGUUUAUUAAAAUAGAUUUUUUAAGAUUAUUUGAUUUUCAGUUGGUUGCUGAUUAUCAAUUGGUUUUGGAAACAUACGAAAACAAAUGGAAUAAUGUUGGAAAUAUCACUGAGAGAGCUUUUGUUUGUAAACAUGCUGUUCUUCAUUAA
Messenger RNA from Caenorhabditis angaria, 1078 nucleotides. Lineage: Eukaryota; Metazoa; Nematoda; Chromadorea; Rhabditida; Rhabditidae. The record is from the annotation of a GenBank genome assembly.